AUAUAAAUGUCAAUGUGAAAUAAAAAGUGUCAAUUAAUUAAAAGAAAAAAUUAAUAUUCAAGAUAAAUCAAAAUUUAAAGUCUUAUUUGGGAGCUAACUAGUUAUGGUUUUAAAACUAUUUUUCUGUGCGAUUAGUCCACCUUGUAGGGCUGUCAAAUUGGCGCUAAACGCGCUACACCUUAACGUUCAAUACGAAGACGUGGACAUUUUGACCAGAAAGUACUUGCAAACGCAAUUACCAAAGAUAAAUCCUCAACACACGGUGCCGACUUUAGUUGAUGGGGACUCAAUAAUUUGGGAUAGCCACGCUAUCAACAUUUACUUAGUACAAAAAUAUGCCCCGGAUUAUUCUUUAUACCCAGCGGAUCCGUAUCAAAGAGCAAUCAUUAAUCAACGAUUGCAUUUUGAUAGCGGAUUAAUGUAUCCUUGCAUAUACAACUCGGUCGUUUCAAUAUUAUUCAAGCAAAUGAGAAAUUUGAAUCAACAUCAAUUGAUAGCCGUCAAACAAAUUUAUGCGUUUGCCGAAAAGUUUUUAACUCAGAACGAAUGGAUAGCUGGAGAUAAAUUAACCGUAGCCGAUUUUAGUUGCAUGUCUUCGCUGAGUACUUUAGAUUACAUAUUUCCUGUAUCAUCAAAAACCACACCAAAAUUGAUGAGGUAUUUAGAGCGAAGUCAAGAUUUACCCUAUUACGAACUUGCGAACCAAGAGGGUUUAAAUCAACUUGGAAAAUUAAUGCAGGAAAAGGUUUUAAAAGCUUCUAAAAAUAUAACGAUGAAUAUUGGGAAUUAAAGUGUAUCAACAACAUUGUUUUUAUAAAAGUUUAAAAGAAACAAAGCUUUAUUAUUACUAUUUAACAGUAUAAAUUCUUUUGGAAAUCACUUGUUUAAGUAAAUAGUAAUUCGAUCAAAUAGCAAUUCGUUAUCACACAAUAUUGACAAAUAAAAACAUGUUACAAUAAA
This is a messenger RNA of Onthophagus taurus, 960 nucleotides long. RefSeq names its product glutathione S-transferase 1-like. Gene Ontology annotation, biological process: glutathione metabolic process. The record is from RefSeq and is a predicted model, not a curated record. NCBI's taxonomy places the organism in Eukaryota, Metazoa, Arthropoda, Insecta, Coleoptera, Scarabaeidae. Gene Ontology annotation, molecular function: glutathione transferase activity.